Molecule: messenger RNA, 234 nt
Organism: Echinostoma caproni
Lineage: Eukaryota; Metazoa; Platyhelminthes; Trematoda; Plagiorchiida; Echinostomatidae
Source: the annotation of a GenBank genome assembly
AUGGACUCUAUCUGGGUACAAAACAUCAUGGAACCCAUGAAAAACAAAGGAGCAGUCGAAGAGCAAGAUUCACCUCCACCUCCAUCUCUGAAUUGUUGUAAUGCGUUCGAUGUGAUGGAGGUCGCCACACGUGAACAUCCGCACGAACGGCAACGCAACACGACACACAUACGCACCGCUGUUUGGUCAAAGAUCUAUCCGCAAUUAAUCACCACGAUUAGGCAUACCCCGUGA